Messenger RNA from Rhagoletis pomonella (apple maggot), 1561 nucleotides. Its product is annotated as calreticulin-like. Gene Ontology annotation, cellular component: endoplasmic reticulum membrane; endoplasmic reticulum. Gene Ontology annotation, biological process: protein folding. Lineage: Eukaryota; Metazoa; Arthropoda; Insecta; Diptera; Tephritidae. The record is from RefSeq and is a predicted model, not a curated record. Gene Ontology annotation, molecular function: calcium ion binding.
GGUUGCAAACAUCCCAAGAUGCCCGAUUUUAUGCAGUUUCAAGAAAAUUCGAACCCUUCAGCAACGAAAAUAAAAAUUUAGUGAUUCAGUUUUCCGUAAAGCACGAACAAAAUAUAGAUUGUGGUGGAGGAUAUGUAAAACUUUUUGAUUGCUCUUUAGAUCAGAAAGAUAUGCAUGGGGAAUCCCCAUAUGAAAUUAUGUUUGGGCCUGAUAUUUGCGGACCUGGAACCAAGAAAGUCCAUGUUAUCUUUAGCUAUAAAGGAAAAAACCAUCUAAUUAAAAAGGACUUGAGAUGCAAAGAUGAUGUUUAUACCCACUUUUACACGCUUAUUGUAAAGCCCGACAACACCUAUGAAGUUUUAAUUGACAACGAAAAAAUUGAGUCUGGUAACCUUGAGGAUGAUUGGGAUUUUCUUCCGCCAAAGAAGAUUAAGGAUCCAAACGCUAAGAAACCUGAAAAUUGGGACGAUAGGCCCACAAUUCCAGAUCCCGACGAUAAGAAGCCCUUGGAUUGGGAUAAGUCCGAGUAUAUUCCCGAUCCUGAUGCUACUAAACCAGAAGAUUGGGAUGAUGAAAUGGAUGGUGAAUGGGAACCGCCCAUGGUAGACAACCCAGAUUACAAAGGAGAAUGGCAGCCUAAGCAACUAGACAAUCCGGAUUACAAAGGAGCUUGGGAACAUCCAGAAAUUGAAAAUCCCGAUUAUAAACCAGAAGGAGAUUUAUACUUAAGAAAGGAGUUGUGCAUACUAGGUUUUGAUUUAUGGCAAGUUAAGUCUGGUACAAUAUUUGACAACGUACUCAUAACUGAUAAUAUCGAUGAAGCUUUUAAAAAGGCAUCAAAAGUAAAAGAUAUUCAAGCUGGGGAAAAGAAAAUGAAAGAAGCACAGGACGACGAGCAACGGAAAAAAGAUGAAGAGGAAGCUAAAAAGAAUGUGGACAAAGAUGAUGACGAAAAAGAUGAGGAUGAAGUAGAUGGUCCACAGCUAAAUGAUCAUGACGAACUUUAAGCUUUUUUAAUAAAAAAUAUUCUAAGUAUUCUAAAAGAACAGAUAGAAAGUUAUUGUGAUUUCGUUUCUACCGAAAAAUUUCGUCUUUAAUGACCUCUUUCUCUUUUCGUGUUCGGUUCUAAAAUAAAGGCAAAGAGUGGGGAAUUAAUUUUUUCGUUUCUUUAAAUGUUACACCAUUGUAAGGCAUAAAAGGCACAUUCCUUGCCCUUUGAAGCUUUGUAUUGCCUUGAAAAUCAGAUAGUUGCUUAAAACGACAAUAUUAUGAAUUGCGUGAGCUAGACAAGGAAAAGAUGACGAAAACAUACCCGUUUUACAGAGUUGACUGUAACAUCAAACAUAUUUUGCACUGUUGAAGCGCGAAUUUUUUGGAAGAAACACGGAAAAUCAAAUCGUAUGGCGUUUUCGUUACCUUGUCAUUGUCCCCUUAUCACAAUCCCUAAGAACCGGGCAGUGAAACACACAAAAUUUUUUGUAGAAACGAAAUCGCCAUUAAUUAAACGUUUAUUUAAAAUAAAAUUACCAGCCUUGUGCCUAAGCGAGGGCUCUUGCCAAGA